Molecule: messenger RNA, 2562 nt
Organism: Penicillium olsonii
Lineage: Eukaryota; Fungi; Ascomycota; Eurotiomycetes; Eurotiales; Aspergillaceae
Source: the annotation of a GenBank genome assembly
AUGCCAAAGUCUGGUAUUCAAACCAAAGCCUCGGGGAAGCGGCACCAUGCUUCAAUGGCAUGUGUAGCGUGUCGGGAGAGUAAGGUCAAGUGUGAUGGUGGGGAUCCAAAAUGUUCCAGCUGCACCAUCAAGCACCGCGAAUGCCGCUACCAGGCUGUGGACAAGAGAAAACUUCCUCUGCGGGUUGCCAUAGAGUUACUCUCCAGUAGAGUUGAUCAGCUCUGUAUCUUCAUUCGUGCAAAUGGGCUGGAAAUCCCACCUAUGUCACCAGAAAAGGACACAGCUUUAACCAAAGUCCUUGAUGUCUUGGGCUUAACUGAGGUACAUUCAUCGUCGGUACCGGCAUCCACACAAGAACCAGAUCUCUCGGGCUCUAGGAUGAGCAUUGAGCAUCUUAUUUCCAACGCAAUGAACCCUGGUCCACCCGCUGCUCAUACCGUUGCUGCAAGCGAAUCGAAUGGCAUCUGGGCUCAGACCUCCCCAGAUGACACGUCCCAAACCUCUCAUGCCAGUCUCAUACAGAUUCAUAGUCCUCAUGAUGUGCCCACAUUGCCUUUGUUCACCGAAGCUGAUGAUUUGGGUGUCUCAGCGGCGGAACACUUGGUUGCGCCUGAGGAUCAUCCAAAUAAUCUCCUGGGCAAUUGGGACUGGACCAUGGAUUUAGGAACUUCCUUGACGCCACCAUCGUCGGAGAAUCAGGAGCUUAACACAGAGGCUCUGCAGCUACCAUUGGGAACAGCGGAGGUGACAAGCCCAUUUGAGCCGCCAGUCGCUCAAAUCGCAGCUGUCUCUGACAUAGAUAUCAAAAGCACAGAGGAGAUAGAAGAUCUCAUUGACGAGCUCUCUGAUCGAGUUGGCACUCUCCGCUUUGGCCCCGAAGGAGAAUCUUACUUUUAUGGUCCGACAUCAACAUUCAACUUGGCAGAUGAUGAUGCUCCAGCAUCUGGCAGACGGACCAGUCGUACCUUUAAUCAGGAUGACAUGGAAUCUGUCAUAUCAAUUCCAACAGCCCUUGAAAGACAUCUCCUCAGCUUGUACUUUACAUGGCAAGAUCCAUCAUUCCACGUCAUUGACAGAGAAAUGUUUGAAAAACAAAGAUCUGCCUACUCAAGGGGAGAAAAAACGCCCUACUACUCGGAGGCGCUUUUACAUGCAAUGUGCUCCCUUGGUGCUGCAUUCGAAACACGUUAUCACCCUUCCUUUGUUACAUUUCCGAAGUCAUUGGGUGAUUUCUUGGGAGAUCGAGCCAAAGGUCUUCUUGAGACAGAAUUGGACACCCCUUCUGUGGCAACCGUUCAGGCGUUGAUAAUCUUGAGCAGUCAUGAAAUUGGGAAUGGAUCCGAUACCCGUGGAUGGCUUUACAGUGGAAUGGCCUUGCGACUUGCUUUCGACCUCGCUUUGCAUAUUGACCUCUCGUCCUACGUUGCUAAGGGAUCUGUAACGGAGGCUGAUGCCAAGCUACGCCGCACUGUUUUUUGGGCUGCAUACAUGGUUGACCAGUCAGUUUUGAGCAUCCACCCAUAUUCACUACAUGCGCUGAUUUCAUUCCGAACCACCAGUCUUGUCGGUUUCUAUCUUGGUCGACCGUUCUACACUAAUAUGGAAGACGUCACUGUCCCGAAACCCGAUGGUAGCCUCCAGCACCGUCAGCCUCACAACUGGACUCCCUAUGCCUGUCCCAUACCCUUCACAGAUAACCUCGAGUCUGUAGACUUCAUAGAAGCUGUCAGUCAACACGAAAUCAUGCUCUGUGAGCUUAUGGCCCCUUGUGGGUAUUUUCUCUAUGGAACAGCAGACAUCCCAAGAUCAAAACUCCAGCCUCUCAACGAGAGAAUUGUGACCAAACUCCUUGAUUGGAAAGCCCAAUUACCCUCACCUCUACAGAUCGAUCUCAAUGAUCACACCUCCCCAUAUCUCCCCCAUGUACUGUUGCUCCACCACCGACCUUGGAUGUCAAAAGGAUACCUCCAGCCACAACCACCAAAAGGUCCAGGCUACACACACGCAAGAGAGAUGUGCAUCAGCUCUGCCAUAUCCAUUGCCAAGAUACUAGUGUUGUACGAAACCAGAUACACACUCCGCCGCAUCAACGUCAAAGCAGUUUCCAUUACCUCCUCCGCCGUUCUACUACUUCUCUUCGCGGCUGUUUCCCGAUACCAGACACCAGAGAACGAUAACAUCACCGCCCAUUUGAGCACAUGCUUCAGAGCUCUGGAUGAAUUCUCCCUUUCUUGGCAAAGCGCCAAUCGCGCCAAAGACCUUCUGGUGAGAUUGCAGCAUAAGUGGGAAGUCCGUACGCGGGCCAGUAAGCCCAAUCGCGCAUUCGAUGGGGCUGGUUAUCCGCCGAGAAAGCGAUUCCGCAAACUGAAUGGAUCAGAUCCUCCUAAUUCGGUCAAUGAAGGAGCUCCAAGUGCCCGUGUUGGGCCAAGGGACCUGCAUGAGGAUUCUGGUCUUGGCUGGAUGCUUAGGCUAAGUGGCCAACUACCUUCGGAUGGCGAUGAAGAUCUUUUUUCUUUUGUCGCGAAUACUGAAAUCCCUCACGCUGGCUAUGAGGGUGCGUGA